Molecule: messenger RNA, 2358 nt
Organism: Auanema sp. JU1783
Lineage: Eukaryota; Metazoa; Nematoda; Chromadorea; Rhabditida; Rhabditidae
Source: the annotation of a GenBank genome assembly
AUGAGCAAUGUUAAUGAUUGGUACAGUCAUUUCCUUGCUAAGAGGAGCAUUCCUUUGAAACGGGAAGUUCCUCUGAACUCACCAACGGAAGGUUUUGCUCUCUCUCUUACAAAGCUCCACAUAACCAAGUUGCAUCCUGAGUCUAAGUAUCGUAUAAACGCCUACUUUUAUGAUUCGAAGACAACUCAGUUAUUUGGAUGUCCUUUCUACUCACAGUGGGAACAGCCUGUUCAUCAUGAAUGUACUUUCGAUGAGAUGGUUUUCUUCCAUUGUCCUCGAGUGGAUGAUAACAUCAUGCUCGUUCUUGAAGUUGUAGAGGAUUCGAAUAUCUUAAACAAUGAGUCGACAACGAUUGCUUGGGGCACUAUCCCUGUAUUGAUCAGUAAUGAACCUAUACCUACUUUCGGUAAAACUCCUCAAGGGAUACCUCAUAAGCGACUACAUUUGCAUCCAGGUUCACCUAAAGUAUUGAUGUUCGUUUCCAAGCUUGAAACCGAGACAGCAACGUCUGGAACGCUGGAUUUCCUUCUCUACAGUCAUCCCAAACUGUCUGAUGCUUUCGAUUUUUUCCCUGAUUUUUGCAUUGUUGGACAGAAUGAUGAAAUACCUGGUUUGAGGCGUUCAGGGGACACCAUCGCAUUAGCUAAUCCUACACCAUUACCUCUUGUACCGGCUUCUCUUGAUGACAUCGGUCUAUCUUUCGGCCCUUAUGCUGAUCGCUUAGAGCAAAUGAUCUUGGAAGAAGUUAAUACCGAGCGAAUCUAUUUGGAAAACAGUACAGAUAAAGAAAAAGCUGAUCCCAUGUGUGUUCUUGAGCGCAGGCUGAGGAUUGGAGUUCACAAUGGAUACACAUUUCUCUUCGAACCUAUGAUGGUUCAUCUAUCUUCUCUCGAUGAACAGAUCAUGGGAAGUCAUUCUCUAAGAAGGAAAGGUCGGCCAUUGAGUAGAAGUUCGACGGAUUUAAAAACGGAACUGAAUACUUUGUUCGUGCGUUCGAAAGUUUCGAUACCAAGCUUACAUGAAGAUUCGCGCAUGACGUUGGUGUUCGCCUUGGACUACUUGCUGGGAGUUAGAACUAAAAACAAUAACAUAAGUAGUCACACCCAAUCUAUGAUAAUAUGCUGGGGAGCUUGGAGACCAUUUGCAAACCCUGUAUUAGUAGCCGAAGGGGGUAGAAUCCAAGCAAGCGUUUCGUUAAUUGGUGGCUCCCGACCCAACCCAGAGGAAAGCCUAUGCUUCAAGAACCUUAUACACCUCUUUCGAAGAGAUGAUAGUGCUCUUGUUGAGAGUGCACCCAAGAUCUUCAUAAAAUUCACUUUCUCACUGCUUGAUAUGAUACCACAUGUUGGACCAUCUUCCCGAUUAGCGCUUUCAACGGAGAGUUUGAUCAGUACGCCUCAUCAACGAAUCCCUUCGCCCGUCCCACAUCAUGAACAAAUGAUGGAAGAUACCAUGGAAGAUGAGAAUAACGAAAUGGAAAUAGUUUCCGCUAAAGUGGUGAAGCCAACCCCAUUGAGUCAAGAGAAACUACCAAGCAUUCUGGUGAAGAAGCCAGCCAUUAGAACAACAUCCGAUUUCUCGAAAUCAAUGGAGAAAGCCUUCGAUGUUGAUGAAAUACAAGAGCCGAGUCCAAGAGACAAUGUGCCGAGUGUAUAUGAAAUACCUUGGAGGGAAUCAAAAACGGCGAAUAUGUCGAGAGCAGUGAUGUCUUCGUUAGCCAACGAGAAGUUCGCGCCCAUUCUUGAUCGUAAUGGUGAUGCUCCAAGUCUUGUGGAUAUUCAUGCCGUAUCUUCUUCGAACAAUGCGAUUGAAGAAAAUGAUCGUUUAGAUACAAACGAAAUAAUUCUUCAGUUCUUGUCAUACAAGUGUUUGAAUCGACCUGAUGCUGUUCAACCACGACGUAUCUUCUUCACGGUCAACUUCUAUCGUUUUGCGGAGAUCACAUCAGAAGAGCUGCUGAUAACCGAUUCUGCUCACAACGGACCAAACGUGUUGAGACGUCUGUCUGAAAAUAGUGAUUACUCGGAGAAUGAGUGGCCCCCAGGCUUUUCAAUCAAAUAUAUCAUUGAUCGACAAUCAUCGAAGCUUUCAUCUUUUGAUGAAUUUCUGACAUAUCUUAGAAGCGAGUCAUUGGUAAUAGAUAUAUGGGAUUCCCAAUCGUUGAUUCUGCAAGGCACAGCUCGAAUACCACUUCGAAGCUUAUUGAGAGCUGGAAAAGAGGCAGUUCAGAGCAUGGUUCAAUGCCCCGUUGUAUGCUCUGCUGUUUCUGACCAUAAAUCUACUAUGGCCGUCUUGUUCUUGAAAAUGGCAAACAUCGGCCACCCGUCCAGUAAUCAAAUCGGUUUGUUUAUAUUAUAA